Drosophila obscura is the source of this 1161-nucleotide messenger RNA. Its product is annotated as protein panoramix-like. Bases 1 to 1161 code for a protein of 386 amino acids. The transcript has a single exon. The record is from RefSeq and is a predicted model, not a curated record. Lineage: Eukaryota; Metazoa; Arthropoda; Insecta; Diptera; Drosophilidae.
AUGGACUUUCUACCGCCAUCAACAGUUUCCAUCGCGAAAGAACUUCAAGCGAUUCGCAAGGCGAUUCAAGCGCCUAAGAAAGAGUUGGAAGAUAAGCGAAAGAAGAAGAAGCAAGAACGCAAGAGGGGUAAAUCUGAGGAGAGUGCAGCAGAAAAACGGAUUCGCAAUAGCAGUCCGACCGAUGGUAAUGAGAAGGAAAACUGGCGCACCUCAUGGGACAAUAAACUUACACGCAAACGCCCACUCGAGCCAAAUCACACUGAAAACAACGCAGUCAAUCGAGAUCCCAGGCUAAGAGUUAAAUCGAAUGAACAGCUGGGCUUCGGCCCAACCAAAGUGAAGCCGACACUCGCAGUGGAUACAGAUUCGGACGAAGAGUGCGUCUAUCUUCGUGACGACCAGAGGCGUUUCAAUGUGGUGAAACAUAAGUUGUUCCAGGUAGAUGAAUUGCCAGUCCCACAGCCGGCAACAGAAAAGCUGACAGAGGCAGAGAAGCGACAGUUGGCCAUGAGUCGGGCCGAGAAAGUGCUCAAACUGUUUGAGCAGAAAAGAACGGGCGCACAGGAGGAUGAGUUCUUUAUGGUAAACACCAUACGCAAAGUGCCAGAAAGCGACUCCCGCAUGCGUCAAAAAGCCGUCAAGAAUGCCUCGUCGUUGUGCAGGAACCAAAACGUGGACUACGAGUUCAAUUCAGUGCCGGGAACACAGAUUGAUUUGGUUAAAUGGGGGCUGGAAACGGUGCCCAAUAGCACAAGGGAUCUGCUCCAGCUGAUGCCCCUCGAUGUGGAUCAUCUGAAACAAGCAGGGCUCAAGACACAGCCAAGCCAGCCCAUACUCAAGCUGAAGCAGGAACAGCUUUUCAAUGCGCCAUCCGAACUGGAGGAUUCCGACUCUCUACUCAUAAACGCUGGCACCCAAACGGACGUCAAGCCUCACAUGGAGAGCGUCGGCACUCAGGUUAAACUGACGGGCCAGCCGAUAGGCCCCUUCUGGCACGAUAUACACUUUGACCCGACCGUUUUGACGAGGACCCAGUUGUAUUAUAUAUUUUCUCUGAAACAGCUCAUGCGGACCCAGCCAAGUCAUGCGGAGGCCGCAAGAAUCUACAAAGUCCUUCAAACUGCUCUGGAUAUCCAACGCGAAUACCAUCCACGCAAUUGA